Ambispora leptoticha is the source of this 840-nucleotide messenger RNA. NCBI's taxonomy places the organism in Eukaryota, Fungi, Glomeromycota, Glomeromycetes, Archaeosporales, Ambisporaceae. The record is from the annotation of a GenBank genome assembly.
AUGUCAAGAAUCGUUAAUGAACCGUUGGGUGCGCGCGAAAUUUUUGCUGCGGUUUGCUUGACAAGUCGUAGAAGAAUCGAGCUAAACUCAUUACGUGUUUAUUCAGAAAUUAGUCUCUUGUUCUUCACCUUGCUGCCAAACGACUUCGAGAAAUGCAAUGACGAAAAUGAUGAAGCAGAAAAGAUCGCAAAAAAACUCCGUUCAACUUAUGAGCGCCUUCCUCUCAGCCUAGGAAACUUUCAAGAAAUUGUGAAUCGUGGCCAUACACGAUUUGGAAAGUCGACAAACCUCACAAUGCUCAGGGAUUUCUUUGCUUUUCCUGUUCAUCCUGACUCCUUGGAGCUCCGGAAAGAACUUUUCAAAGAGUCUAACAUUCUGAAGGAAGAACCAGAUCUGUUUACUGGACACUUUUGCAAGUUUCCGGUUUUAUACCUGUCUUUUACAGAUGUUUAUGGCCAAACCUGGAAAGAGAUGCAGAGUGUCCUUCGAGGAUUUUUUGCAACUCUAUAUGCAGAUUAUAUUUAUGUUACAGAAGUGCUCAUCAUACCACAAUUUCAUGACAUAUUUUCUCAACAAGUAGCAAUCAAACCAGAAAGUAUCCUUUUCAAUCUCUUCAAAUAUCUGAAGAUGUAUGCAAAUACACAGCUUGAAAACGGUAAUAAGUAUAUCAUAUUGAUUGAUGAAUAUGAUUGUUCUGUGAAUAAUACCUAUCAGAAUGAUUACUUUGAAGAAGCCAAUGUCUUUUUUGGCACUUUAUAUUCAUCUCUUCUUAAGAUGAGAGCUAUUAUUAUUAAAGUGAUAUAUGACUUGAUACUAACAAAUAUCUUUAAAAUAGGAUAA